This is a messenger RNA of Rosa chinensis, 2284 nucleotides long. RefSeq names its product protein NRT1/ PTR FAMILY 7.3. Gene Ontology annotation, molecular function: transmembrane transporter activity. Lineage: Eukaryota; Viridiplantae; Streptophyta; Magnoliopsida; Rosales; Rosaceae. The record is from RefSeq and is a predicted model, not a curated record. The coding region runs from base 105 to 1904 and encodes 599 amino acids. The transcript has 5 exons. Gene Ontology annotation, biological process: transmembrane transport. Gene Ontology annotation, cellular component: membrane.
CUUUGCUCAAGUAGUUCAGAAUAUCGUCUCUUCCUUUUAGCACUCACAACCUUUCUCUAAGCUCUGUCAAUAAUCCAAAGCGUUUCUCACUCUACACAUCUUCAAUGGCCUGUUUAGAGGUCUGCAACGAGGGCAAGUUCAAAGAAGAUGAAGAGGGAACCACAAACACACUUGAUGGAAGUGUAGACAUGCAUGGCCGCCCAGCAAUCAGAGCAAAAUCCGGAAGAUGGGUCGCUGGAAUCAUCAUUCUUGUGAACCAAGGUCUGGCUACCCUAGCAUUCUUUGGAGUUGGGGUGAACCUGGUCCUUUUCUUAACCAGGGUGUUGCAACAAAACAAUGCGACGGCAGCUAACAGUGUGAGCAAAUGGACCGGAACCGUCUACAUCUUCUCCCUAGUUGGUGCUUUCCUCAGUGAUUCUUAUUGGGGACGCUACAAAACCUGUGCCAUCUUUCAAAUCAUAUUUGUCAUAGGGCUGGCAUCAUUGUCACUAUCAUCGCAACUCUUCUUACUGAGGCCCAAAGGUUGUGGGAGCCAAGAAAAUCCAUGUGGAACUCAUGAAAGCUACCAAAUUGUGUUAUUCUACCUCUCCAUCUACCUCAUUGCCCUAGGAAAUGGAGGGUACCAACCAAACAUUGCAACAUUUGGAGCUGAUCAGUUUGAUGAAGAGGACCGCAGGGAAGGACACUCAAAGGUGGCAUUUUUCAGCUACUUCUACUUGGCAAUGAACCUAGGCUCCCUUUUCUCCAACACCAUAUUGGGGUACUUCGAGGAUGAAGGAAUUUGGGCAAUUGGGUUCUGGGCGUCCACUGCGUCUGCAUUUGCAGCAUUGGUCCUGUUUCUUAUAGGGACUCCUAGGUACAGGCACUUCAAACCAAAUGGUAACCCUCUUGCAAGGUUUUGCCAAGUCUUAGUUGCUGCUGUGAAAAAAGGCAAGGUAGAGAUGCCAUCAGGUGGAGAGGAGCUAUACACAGAGGAAAGGAAGGAGUCUUCCAUGAAUGGCAACCGAAAGAUCCUCUACACCCAUGGGUUCAAGUUCCUGGACAGGGCAGCAUAUAUCUCAUCAAGAGAUUUAGACAACCAGAAGCAAGGUCUCCACAACCCAUGGCGUCUCUGCCCAAUUACACAAGUGGAAGAAGUUAAAUGCAUUCUAAGGUUACUCCCAAUUUGGCUGUGCACCAUUCUCUAUUCAGUGGUUUUUACACAAAUGGCUUCUCUAUUUGUAGAGCAAGGAGCUGCUAUGAAAACGACUGUUUCAAACUUCCGCAUUCCGCCAGCGAGCAUGUCUAGCUUUGAUAUCCUCAGUGUGGCAGUUUUCAUUUUCUUUUACCGCCGAAUUCUUGACCCACUUGUGAGCAAAAUAAGAAAAUCAGAUUCCAGAGGACUUACUGAGCUUCAGAGAAUGGGAAUUGGCCUUGUUAUAGCAAUCUUGGCAAUGCUUUCAGCUGGAAUAGUGGAGUGCUACAGACUUAAGUAUGCAAAGAAAGAAUGCACCCAUUGCGAUGGUUCAAGCACCCUAAGCAUCUUCUGGCAAAUACCUCAGUAUGCAUUCAUAGGUGCUUCUGAGGUUUUCAUGUAUGUAGGUCAGUUGGAGUUCUUCAAUGCACAAGCACCGGAUGGACUGAAGAGCUUUGGAAGUGCCCUGUGCAUGACAUCCAUAUCUCUGGGUAACUACGUUAGCAGCUUGCUUGUGAGUAUGGUCAUGAAGAUAUCAACUGAGGAUCACAUGCCCGGAUGGAUUCCUGGAAACCUCAACAAAGGUCACCUAGAUAGAUUUUACUUCCUCUUAGCUGCCUUGACAUCAAUAGAUUUGAUUGUCUACAUUGCAUGCGCCAAGUGGUACAAGUGUAUCAAGUUGGAGGGAAGAUUUGAAGAAAAUGAAGAUCAAGAAAACUUCAAAGUAUGAUGGAAACAUCAAGGAGGCAUGUUAAGACCUAUGCUAGUAACCUAUAUUAAAUAAGAUGAAUGAGGUCAUAAACAGCGGGGUUAAGAGAAUCUCUUUCUUACCAACUCUCUUACACCCGUUUUUCUCUGUAUCUUAAGCAGCAACACUGUACUUUGACUGUGCAGGCUGUUCGAGUAGUGAGUGGUGUGUUGGAAGAGGUGGGUAGCUUUUGGUUUAGGUCUUAGAUCUUCCCUCAUUCUCAUUUGUUUGUUUUAUUGCUAGCUACAGAAUAUACAUGUGCUUCUAGAGAAAUCUAUUGUAAUGAUGGGAACUCUUUGAAGCUGUCGUAAUAAGUAUGUAAGAGAACUGCUCUGACCUUUAUGGAAGCACCUCUUCCUUCA